This is a messenger RNA of Cydia pomonella (codling moth), 916 nucleotides long. RefSeq lists its product as uncharacterized. The record is from RefSeq and is a predicted model, not a curated record. The coding region runs from base 494 to 817 and encodes 107 amino acids. The transcript is spliced from 2 exons. Lineage: Eukaryota; Metazoa; Arthropoda; Insecta; Lepidoptera; Tortricidae.
CCAGCGCAACCUCCCUCCGUCUCCGAGGAGAACGAAGAAGAACUUCUUCGUGACUCCUCGGAGAGUGAGGGGGAAUGCGCGCAGGGGCUAGGGAAGUUGGCCAUCGACAAGGAGGAGGAGGAGCCGAUGUCGGCGGAGGAGGGUGAUCCUUGUGAAGGAACUCCCUUCGCCCAUUGGUAAAUUCCUCCAAGCCAACCUCCACCACAGCGAAACGGCGACGGCGCAGAUCCGGAAGUGGUUGGAGGACAACACAACAGCCGUAAUUCUGAUCCAGGAGCCGUGGGUCAGAAGGGGCUCUGUCUGCGGACUCCGCAACUUAGGAGGUAAGCUAACAGUCUACUCGGGCCCGGACAACCCCCGGGCUUGCAUCUACACAACCAAUAACAUACAUGCGCAACCUCUAACGAGCUUCUGUUCCAGAGACCUGUGCGCUAUAAAACUGCACGGGGCGCAAGACUCCAGCCUGCAGGAGGUGGUAGUAGCCUCUGUGUAUAUGCCGGAGGCUGAAGAACCACCACCGCACGACAUGGCAAGGCUGGUCAACUACUGUGAAGAGGCAGGGCUCGAGCUCAUCGUGGCCACCGACUCGAACGCGCAUCACCCCCUAUGGGGGAUGGAAGCAGGUAACGAGAGAGAUAGCCCCCUCUGCAGAGCGUGCAUGGAGGAGGAGGAGACAGCCGCCCACGUCAUUCUUGAAUGCCCAGGGGUGGCAGAAUACCGGGCACAAUACCUCGGUUCCCCGGGGUCUCUCCCAGAAGUCGUCGGCAACAUCAAGGGUCUGCUGGGCUUCCUGGUAGAGUUGGGUUGGCAGGAGUAGUGCCGUCAACCCACCAUCACGCAAAAUAGGCGCGAAUUGCGACGUCGAGUUGCGGAAACCCAGCCCGCGAAUACGAAUAACGAAUAACGAAAAUACCUG